Molecule: messenger RNA, 1182 nt
Organism: Rotaria sordida
Lineage: Eukaryota; Metazoa; Rotifera; Eurotatoria; Philodinida; Philodinidae
Source: the annotation of a GenBank genome assembly
AUGUUAAGUAAUAUAUUAAAAAAAGGAUUCUUAUCAACUAAUCCAUUAACAUCUAUAUCACGUUAUGCAUCAACAAGUGGUCAACAUACAGUUUUAGUUGUACUUUAUGAAGGAGGUGAAGCUGGUCAAAAAAAUAAAAAUAUCUUAGGAUGUGUAGAAAAUGCACUUGGUUUACGUGAAUGGAUUAAACAAAAUAAACUUCAAGAUCGUCUUAAACUUGUUGUUACAUCUGAUAAACAAGGUGAAAAUUGUGUUGCUGAACAAAUUUUACCAGAAGCAAGUGUUGUUAUAUCACAACCAUUUUGGCCAUGUUAUCUUGAUCAAGCACGUAUUGAUAAAGCAAAAAAAUUACAAUUAGCUAUAACAGCUGGUGUUGGUUCUGAUCAUGUUAAUCUCGAAGCAGCUUGUAAACGAGGAAUUACUAUUGCUGAAAUAACAGGUUCAAAUGUUGUUAGUGUUGCGGAACAUGUUGUUAUGCAAAUAUUAGCACUUGUACGAAAUUUUAUUCCAGCUUAUAAACAAGUUGUCAAUGGUGAAUGGGAUAUUGCAGGAAUAGCUGAUAAAGCAUAUGAUUUAGAAAAUAAACAUGUUGGUACAGUUGCUGCCGGUCGUAUUGGUCUACGUGUUUUACAACGUCUUAAACCAUUUGAUGUUCAUUUACAUUAUUAUGAUAAAUUUCGUUUAGAUAAAUCACUUGAAAAAGAACUUAAUGUAACAUAUCAUCCAAGUGUUGAAUCAUUAGUUAAAGCAUGUGAUGUUAUUACAAUAAAUUGUCCAUUACAUCCUGAAACUGAACAUAUGUUUAAUAAAAAAUUAAUAUCACAAAUGAAAAAAGGUAGUUAUAUUGUUAAUACAGCACGUGGAAAAAUUGUAGAUCGUGAUGCUUUGGUUGAUGCAAUUAAAUCAAAUCAUAUUGAAGGUUAUGCUGGAGAUGUUUGGUAUCCACAACCAGCAGCACCAGAUCAUCCAUGGCGUUCAAUGCCUCGACAUGCAAUGACACCACAUUAUUCAGGUACAACACUUAGUGCUCAAGCACGUUAUGCAGCUGGUGUUAGAGAAGUUCUUGGUAAUUGGCUUGAUGGAAAACCACAACGUGAAGAAUAUUUAAUUGUUGAUAAAGGAAAAGUUGUUAGCCGUGCCUAUACAGAAGGUGAUGCAACAAAAGGUCAUGCACAAAAUUAA